Poecilia reticulata (guppy) is the source of this 1793-nucleotide messenger RNA. RefSeq names its product plasmolipin (gene pllp). The record is from RefSeq and is a predicted model, not a curated record. Gene Ontology annotation, biological process: myelination. Gene Ontology annotation, cellular component: membrane. NCBI's taxonomy places the organism in Eukaryota, Metazoa, Chordata, Actinopteri, Cyprinodontiformes, Poeciliidae. Gene Ontology annotation, molecular function: structural constituent of myelin sheath.
GGAGCCAUAUGGGAGGCGGCGCUGGGAGAGAGGAGCAGAUAGGAGGGCGGUGACGAAACACUUGGUGUGUGUGUGUGUGUGUGUGUGUGUGUGUGUGUGUGUGUGUGUGUGUGUGUGUGUGUGUGUGGGUGUGUGUAAGAGGAGGAAGUGUGUUCUUGCCUCCAUUAGUCCCCAGUAGCAGCAGGACGACGACGCUGCGCUGCUUCUUGUUCUCUGGUUUUAAACGGAUCUAAUUCUGCAGUUCCUGAUCUGAACGGUGCGGAGUGCUGCUGUUUUUCUGAGGUGAAUCUCCAGAAAAAAAUAACAUGGCGGAUUUCCCCUCCAAGGUAACCACGGAGACCAGCUCCCCACAGCCCCAACAGGGGGCCGGCAGGCUGCGGGGGCUGGCUUCCAGCGCCACCUCCAGGAUGGACGUGUCGUUCCUGCGCAGUGUCCCGGCGGCACUGAUGGCGGCUGAAACGGUGUUGGGCCUGCUGCACUGGGCUCUGAUCGCUGGCGCCCCCUACUGGCGGUUCUCCGCCUACGGCUGGGUGAUGUUUGUGGCCGUCGCUCUGUGGAUCCUCACCACCCUCCUCUUCCUCGUCCUGCUCUUCAGCGUCCCCCAGAGGUUCUCCGCCGUUCCCUGGACCAUGACGGUGAUGAUGUAUAACGGAGUGGCCGCCCUGCUCUACCUCACUGCCUUCCUGACCAACGCCGCCACGGUCCGGUGGUUCAGCGGGCCCUUCCACGGACACAUCGGCGCUGCUGCUUUCUUCGGAGCGUCGCUGACGCUGCUGUACGGCGCCGGAGCUUUCCUGUCCUACCUGGACUGGAGGGCCGACGGAGGGAACGCGGCCACCAGCACCGUGCCCACCUAGGACCACCAGAACCAGUAGAACCACCAGAACCAGUAGAACCACCAGAACCAGUAGAACCACCAGUACCAGUAGAACCACCAGUACCAGUAGAACCACCAGAACCAGUAGAACCACCAGAACCAGGGCUUCACAUGGACCCAGUAAUCAUCCGAGUUCAGCAUCCAUCCAGUUCUCCAGAUUCGUCGUCUUACUUUGCUGGAAAAGGAAACGCUGGAGGUCUUCCUCAACCUGAUGAAGAUCUGAUCGGACCAGAUCAGAACCGAACCACCAACUGGUUCAGAUCCAGUCCGAUUCAGGUUUUCUCUCAACUCCAGCUCACGAAUCCUUUCGACCCGUUUGGGUUUUACUCUCAGCGUUCUGUUUACUGUCUGGACCGGUUCCGCCUGAGCAUCUGGAUCUGUUUACAGGCAGUGACUGACCUUUGACCUGGAACCACUUCAUCACGGCUCCAUUUCAGUCCGGAUCCUGGAGGUUCUGGAGGAAACGGUGAAUUUCUCCUCCAGGAUCAAAAUGUUUAAUCCUAAAAAACGUUUUAAUUGAAGAUUUUUGAAUCUGAAUGUUUUAAUAAUUAAUCACAGCAAAGUUCAGCCACUCUGUUCGUGACCCGGAGUGGAAACUCUGUGGAAGGACGACCUCAGGCUCAACCAGAAUCCAGUGAACCUUCAGGCUGACAUGCUGCUCAUGAAUUACUGAAGAUUUUGAAAUGAAAUUAAAAUCUGUAAAUAAAAAUAGUUAAAGAAAGUCGGCAGCUUGAUGAUAAAAGUUUAAAUUAUUUGUGUUCAGAUCAAAGUGUUUGGUUUGUUUCCUUCACUUUAAAUGAAAAUGUUUGUUUACACAGAACGAUCAGAUCCAGACGUUCAUGUUUUCAUUUCACUGUAAUCAGAUUUAAAGUUCAUUUUAUGAGACAUAUUUACAAUAAAGGACUUUAAACUUUCA